This is a messenger RNA of Penicillium odoratum, 4461 nucleotides long. RefSeq names its product chromatin-remodeling ATPase CHD1. Gene Ontology annotation, cellular component: chromatin; nucleus. The transcript has 2 exons. Gene Ontology annotation, biological process: nucleosome organization; regulation of transcription by RNA polymerase II. Bases 1 to 4461 code for a protein of 1486 amino acids. The record is from RefSeq and is a predicted model, not a curated record. Lineage: Eukaryota; Fungi; Ascomycota; Eurotiomycetes; Eurotiales; Aspergillaceae. Gene Ontology annotation, molecular function: ATP hydrolysis activity; ATP binding; histone binding.
AUGUCUAAUGGCUAUUCGCAUUCGCUAGCUACCGACGAUUUCGGGGCUGAUGCCGAUGAGACCACAAAGAGCGAACACAGCCCAUCCGAACCCGGCGAGUCUCAUCCUGUCUCCGAGUCCUCCCCCGAGCCCGAUGCCGCGGAUGAUUUAUACGAUGCGGAUUCUCCUGCCUCGGAUGGAGAUGAUGAUGAUGUCGUGAUGGAAAACAGUGAUGAUGAAAUGGAUCAGUCAAGUCGUGAAAACUCUUCAUCACCACACGUCGACCGAGGUCUCAAGCGCAAAUCGCCGCCGCCGGACGAACGCGACUAUAUCAACCAAAAUGCCGAUCUAUUCGGACUUCGUCGCAGUGGUCGCGCGCGCACUACGCGUCAUCUCGUUGACACAUCCGAUUCGGAAUCAGAUUCUGUGGCUCCGCGCUCUAAACGUCGACGCAAGGAGCCAUCCCAGCAGCCCUCGAAGACCUCACGGUCGGCUACCGCCUCAUCGUUCUCGGACUCAGAUAGUGAUGAGUACGGCGGGAAAAGUGCUCGCGCAAACAAGGCGAGACGCCGUCGUCUUCAGGAAGCUGCCGGUAUGGACGAAUCUUUCAACGAAGUUCGCUUCUCUACCCGGAACGCGUCCAAGGUGUCUAACUACAACGAGGAUGAGGAUGAUGGGAUAUUUGAAGAGGACCCUGAUGAACUCGGCGCGAGCUACUGGGAAAACACUUACGAGGAAGACACCCGGCAAGCCGUUGAUGUCGUCCUUAAUCAUCGGCUGAAGGACGGCGUCGACCCUAACAGCCCAGAUCUGAACCGCCAAGACUUUGAGUUCUACAUCAAAUGGCAAGACCAGUCAUAUUAUCACUCCAGUUGGGUGCCCAACGAAGAUCUUGUGAAUUAUCGCAGCACGCGUCGGGUGGACAACUAUGUUCGCAAAGUGCUCAAUGAGGAUAUCCGCCUUAAACACGAUCCAAAUGCUCCUCCCGAAGAUCGGGAAAAGUGGAAUCUCGAUCGCGAGAGGGAUGUUGAGGCAAUUGAGGAUUUUAAACAAGUCGAACGAGUCAUUGGUGUUCGGGAAGACAAUGGUACAACAGAAUAUCUCGUCAAAUGGAAACGGCUCUAUUACGACUCGUGUACGUGGGAGCCCGAGGACCUUGUCAGUGAAAUUGCACAACGUGAGAUCGAUCGCUUCAUUGAUCGCUCUGCUCGCCAUCCUGUUUCGGACAAAUCCGAAUCGACUCCAUCUACACGUAAGCCGUUUGAGCCCAUUAAAGCCUCACCAAGCUUUCUGCAAAAUGGCACAUUGAAGGAUUUCCAGGUCAAGGGCCUGAACUUCCUUGCUUUCAAUUGGGUCAGAAACCACAAUGUGGUAUUGGCCGAUGAGAUGGGACUGGGAAAGACCGUGCAAACCGUCUCGUUCAUCAACUGGAUGCGCCAUGUUCGUCGGCAACAAGGCCCCUUCAUCGUUAUCGUUCCUCUGUCAACAAUGCCGGCAUGGGCCGAUACCUUUGACCACUGGACUCCUGACCUCAAUUAUGUGGUGUACAACGGCAGCGAAAAGGCUCGGAGUGUCCUUCAUGAUUACGAGUUAAUGGUGGAUGGCAACCCCAAGCGGCCAAAGUUUCAUGUUCUGCUGACAACUUACGAGUACGCUAUGAAUGAUUCUCCAUUCCUAGGGCAGUUCAAGUGGCAAUUUAUGGCGGUUGACGAGGCGCACCGUCUCAAGAAUCGUGACUCGCAACUCUACAUGAAACUGGUUGAUUGGAAAUGUCAGGCUCGUCUCCUCAUUACGGGUACUCCAAUCCAGAACAACCUUGCGGAGUUAGCAUCUCUCAUGGAUUUCUUGAAUCCUGGUGUCAUUAAGGUGGAUGUGGACAUGGAUCUCAACUCUGACGCCGCAUCACAGAAGUUGGCCGAAUUGACGGAUGCCAUUCAACCUUACAUGUUGCGACGAACUAAGUCAAAGGUAGAGUCUGACCUUCCGCCGAAGACGGAGAAGAUCAUUCGAGUCGAGCUCUCGGAUGUUCAACUUGAGUACUACAAGAACAUCCUCACGAAGAACUACGCUGCGCUCAACGAUGGUGCGAAGGGAAUGAAGCAAUCACUUCUGAACAUCAUGAUGGAAUUGAAGAAAGCGAGCAACCAUCCGUUCAUGUUUCCCAACGCGGAGGCAAGGAUUCUUGAAGGGAGUACCAGACGAGAGGAUAUCUUGCGUGCUAUGAUCACCAGUAGUGGAAAGAUGAUGUUGCUCGACCAACUGCUUAGCAAGCUGAAGAAGGACGGCCACCGAGUCUUGAUCUUCUGUCAGAUGGUUGGCAUGCUCAACAUCCUCAGCGAGUAUAUGGAGUACCGCAACUACAAAUACCAGAGGCUGGACGGAACCAUUCCUUCGGCCGCUCGUCGGUUGGCGAUUGAGCACUACAAUGCUCCCGGAAGUACCGACUUUGCGUUCCUCCUUUCAACUCGUGCAGGUGGCCUCGGAAUCAACUUGAUGACUGCGGACACCGUUGUUCUCUUUGAUUCUGACUGGAAUCCGCAAGCGGAUCUGCAGGCUAUGGCUCGAGCUCAUCGAAUCGGGCAGACCAAGCCCGUCAGUGUUUACCGCCUUGUCUCAAAGGACACAAUCGAGGAAGAGGUCAUCGAGAGAGCUCGCAACAAGCUUCUGCUCGAAUUCAUCACUAUCCAACGGGGUGUUACCGAUAAGGAAGCCUCGGAGAUGCAAACAAAAAUGUCUCGUGUCAUCGGGGAACCUAAUUCAACGGAUGACAUCUCCCGAAUUCUCAAGCGUCGUGGUCAGAAAAUGUUUGAGCAAACUGACAACCAGAAGAAGCUGGAGUCGCUUGAUAUUGACUCUGUUCUUGCCAAUGCUGAAUUGCAUCAGACCGAGGAAUCAGAACAAAUACAGGCAGAUGGUGGUGAGGAAUUCUUGAAAGCCUUCGACUUUGUUGAUAUCAAGGUCGAUGAUCUUAGUUGGGAUGAAAUCAUUCCGAAGGAGCAACUCGAGUCGAUCAAAGCUGAGGAGAAACGAAAGGCGGAUGAGAAGUAUCUUGCAGAAGUCAUUGAGGAAAACCAGCCUCGCAAACGCCAAGCCGCCACACAAUCGCGGGAUUCGCGAGAAGAACGCAAGGCCAAGCGACAAGCUCGGGCUCAAGUCGCCAUUGAUGAUGACGAUGAUGACGACAACAGUUCCUUGGACCCGAAGCGUCCUCUCGGUGAAAAGGAAUACCGUGCUCUUUCUCGUGCCUUUCUUCGCUAUGGUGACAUGGAUGACUGUGAAGAGCUUAUCCUCGAGGAUGCCCGGCUGCAGAGUCGUGAUCGGGAGACUGUACGAGCUGCUCUCCGGGAGAUAACUGACAAGGCUGAAUCCCUUGUUCAAGAAAAUUUGGCGCAAAUGGACGCUCUGAAGCAAAGCGGCAAAAAUCCCACCAAGAAGGAGCAAAAGGCGGUCUUGUUCGACCACCAAGGCGUGAAGCGGUUGAAUGCCUGGACCAUCGUGGAUCGGCCUCCUGAUAUGCGACUUGUUCGGAAGAUGACCACCUCUCUUCCAGAUUUCAAGACCUUCCGUCUCGCGGAAGCCACCAAGCUGGCUGAUUACAGCUGCCCUUGGGGCGCUCGAGAGGAUGGAAUGCUCUUGGUCGGUAUUGGUCGUCAUGGAUUUGGUGCUUGGACUCAGAUCCGCGAUGAUGCAGACUUGGGUCUUGGUGACAAAUUCUUCCUGGAAGAGCAUCGCGUGGAAAGAAAAACACAGCGUCUCCAGGGUGAGGAAAAGUCCACCAAGUCCCCAGGUGCUGUUCACCUUGUCCGUCGAGCGGAGUAUCUGCUUUCUGUUCUAAGGAACAAAUACAGCAGUGGCAACAAUGCCAUCGCAAGGCGUGCUGUUGACAAUCACCACCGGAACAACAAACGUAAUUCUCGCCUUGGCAGUGGCAGCGUCUCCGCAUCCCCUGCUCCAUCCUCGCGCAAAGGACACCGUGAAGUUGAUCGUGUGCGCCAGCGGUCCCAUACCCAUGGCAGCAGAGAUGGCGGUGACCGUCAUCACACACCUGGUCAUGAUCGCCCGAGGUCCGGGCACGAUGUUAAUCGUCCCCGUCACCGCAUGUCCGAUGUCAGCACUGACGAGCUUCGCCGGCGCAAAUCUCAAGAAAAUGGUGGUUCUAGCAAGGAGAAGGAAGACAUGACUUUCAUGGUGUUCAAGCCCAUUGUGGGUAUCUUGGACAACGUAUCCAAGAUUACAGCUAAGAAUUAUCCGGACAAAUCCAAGCGGGCACAUGAGCUCCGAACUACCAUCAUGAAGAUCGGUGAUUUUAUUCGCGAAACCUUGGGAAGCAACAAGGCCAUGGCUUCCCUCGAAAAGCGAUUAUGGGAUUAUGUCUCUGUCAACUAUUGGCCUAAUAGGGAAGUAACUGGUUCCAAACUUCAAGCAAUGUUCCAAAAAGUCCAAGAAGCAAAGAAUGCUUCAAAAUCGUCGAAUGGUGCUUAG